Molecule: messenger RNA, 1729 nt
Organism: Daphnia carinata
Lineage: Eukaryota; Metazoa; Arthropoda; Branchiopoda; Diplostraca; Daphniidae
Product: protein tumorous imaginal discs, mitochondrial-like
Exons: 7
Coding region: 31-1440 (469 amino acids)
Biological process (GO): mitochondrion organization; protein folding; negative regulation of apoptotic process
Cellular component (GO): mitochondrion
Molecular function (GO): heat shock protein binding; ATP binding
Source: RefSeq, a predicted model, not a curated record
UUUGAUGGCAACGUCGGUUGUGUAUACCACAUGUGGUUGAAGCCGCAGAAAAUGUCUGCCUCUUCCAGAACCGUGUGGGCAAUAUUUAAACACUGUUCAGCAACUGUAUUGCCCAAACCUCCAUCAGGUCGUGCUCUCCUUCAGUAUGGUAUAUCAGGUAGCCGAAAUUUCCACUCUUCCAGUUCCAUUUUCCAGAAAAAAAGAGAUUACUAUGAUGUUCUUGGAGUUCCCCGAAAUGCUUCUUUAAAAGAUGUGAAGAAAGCUUAUUAUCAACUAGCAAAAAAGUUUCAUCCAGAUACGAAUAAAAAUGAUCCUGAAACUAUUAAAAAAUUUCAAGAAGUGUCUGAAGCUUAUGAGGUUUUGAGUGAUGAUACCAAAAGGAAGCAAUUUGAUACUUGGGGAGCUACUUCAGAGCAAAUGGGUGGUGGACAGGGUGGACCAAAUGCAGGUCCUGAUUUUUCAAGACAUCAGAAUUGGAAUUUCCAAUCAAGUGUUGAUCCAGAAGAACUAUUUCGAAAAAUCUUUGGUCAAGGUGGUUUCCAAGGAGGAAGCUUUGGUGGUGAAGAUUUUGCAGAAUCCAGAUUUGGAUUUGGUGCAGCACAGGAGAUGACAAUGAAUCUAACUUUUGCUCAAGCUGCAAAAGGAGUAAACAAAGAUGUCUCUUUGAACGUUGUUGAUACCUGUACAAAAUGCCGAGGAUCAAGAAGCGAACCUGGAACGAAAGCUGUUAAAUGCCCGUACUGCAAUGGAACAGGAAUGGAAACAAUCAGCACCGGACCUUUCAUCAUGAGAUCGACCUGUAGGAGAUGCAUGGGUUCUAGAAUGUACAUAUCGAAUCCUUGCAUGGAAUGCGAAGGGAAAGGCUCUACGGUUCAGAGGAAAAAGAUCACUGUGCCAGUUCCCGCAGGCGUUGAAGAUGGCCAAACAGUGAGGAUGCAAGUUGGCCAAAAGGAAGUUUUCAUAACUUUUCGGGUGGAAAAAUCCGACUACUUCCGCCGUGACGGUGCCGACAUCCAUACCGAUGCCUAUAUUUCGUUCCCGCAGGCUGCGUUUGGGGGAGGAAUCCGUGUCCAAGGAGUAUAUGAAGACUUAGCGGUAGACAUCCCUAAAGGAACGCAGUCACAUACACGUAUCCGUCUGAACGGAAAAGGAUUACGCAAAGUGAAUAGUUAUGGAUUUGGUGAUCACUACAUACAUGUGAAAAUCAAAAUCCCCAUCCGACUCACAGAAAAACAAAGAAACCUUAUCUUGGCCUACGCCGAAGUCGAGGAAGAUACCGCUGGAACUGUGAACGGAAUAACCUACACGAAAGAUGGUAAACGAAUGGAUGGGAUCAAUGAAGCACCGAUGGCUGGUUCGGAGUCUCAAACGGCCAGCCAGGACACCCAGGGGAAAGAAAAUGGUCUUCUUGGUCGCCUUAAGAAAGCUAUUUUUGGAUAAGAUAUGAAAUGUCUAACGACUGCCAUAGUGUAUGUACGAAAAAGGCGAGUAAUGGCUUCUCUAUGGGCUCGAAAAGUGCUCGUUCAACUGUUGACGGCGAUUCCAGUUCCAAUGAGACAAAAGAAGAAAAAGCUCAGCGACAAAAAGCAUAAUUUACAAGUUCCAAAUUGCGCUCGCCAAUUUCCUUAAUUUUAAAGGAAAUACCAUUUGUAGUCAACUAAAACGAAAACUCGGGUGUAUUGACGAGUUUGUCGCAUUUGUACAAAAUAAACAAUUUCGAGUAAUUGAA